Paraglomus occultum is the source of this 987-nucleotide messenger RNA. NCBI's taxonomy places the organism in Eukaryota, Fungi, Glomeromycota, Glomeromycetes, Paraglomerales, Paraglomeraceae. The record is from the annotation of a GenBank genome assembly.
AUGACGGAAAAUAUGUUAACGCUAUGGACUUUGAUGGAAAAAGAAAAGAACAUUCUUGGUAAACAUACCACAAGGGUUUCCAUACAGUCUGAUUCAUCUCAAUCAUCAACAGAGAAGCCUCCUCCAUGGAAGAAGCUUUUAUGGGUGAAACAAGAUUAUCCUGAUGAUUAUGUAGACAGUACUUUUCUCCACGAGUUGCGGAAGAACGUGAAUGUCAGAGCGUAUGAUUAUUGGGAAGUGGUAAUGGAAUCGGGCGUAAUUUCGCAGCACAUAAGCAGUAUAAUAAUCUUUGUGGCAGUCUUCAUAUACUUGUAUUUCGACAUGCUCUCGGCCGAAAAGCUCAUUGCUACUGGAACCAUUCUUACCGCCAUUGGAUACAUAAUCUGGGCUUUGAGUAUACGAAAGACAGAUCCAUCCUACGAAUAUAAACAAAAAAAGACCGCAAAAGGAGCAGUACUCUUUUUUGCAACGCUUCUCGGAUUAUCACCAAUAUUAAAGACACUCACAAAGGAUACAAGCAGUGAUACUAUAUGGGCACUGACUGUGAUACUGUUUCUCACGAAUAUGCUUUUUCAUGACUAUGGUUCGGGAAAUCGAACAAAUAUCAGAUUUCCUGGAUCGGUCUCUGUUAAUGCGGCAAUAUUUGCCUCUGUGCUUUUGGCAUCUAGACUUCCUUCUAAUUUACACGUGUUUGGAUUGAUGUCAUUUGCAGUAGAGUGGUUUGCUUUGUUUCCGAUAUUUAGAAGAUACACGAGGACGCUGUCAGCAAAUUUUAAUGUCAUACUCACGUGUAUCUUGUUCAUGGUCGCAACUGCUCUCUUUUUGAGUAUAUCAAAGACAAUGGUAAUACUAUACAUCUCGGGCAUUGCGUUCAUAACGUUCGUGUGUCCGUUCUGGCUAAUUUGGGUACAAAAGUACAAAAAUGAAAUACACGGUCCUUGGGAUGAAGCAACGCCAAAAUUGUUAAAGACAAUAGCUGAUCAAUGA